AUGUCCGCCAAAACCGCCACCGUCACCGGCGCCACGGGCUUCGUGGCGGCGGAGCUGAUCAAGCAGCUGCUGGCCCGCGGGUACGCGGUGAAGGCCACCUGCCGCUGCGAGCCCGACAGUGCGCGGCUGGCGCCGUUGCGGAGCGCAGCCGAUGGCGCGCCCGGCACCCUCGAGCUCGUCCAGGUCGAGACAAUCCUGUCCAGAUCGCCGGCCCUGGACUCUGCUAUCGCCGGCAGCCGCUACGUGUUCCACGUGGCCAGCCCCUUCAGAUUCGACGGCGAUCCCCAGAAAGACGUGAUUGAGCCGGCCAUCGAGGGCACCCGCGCGGUGCUGGAGGCCGCAGCAGCCGCGUCGCCGCGCCCCGCGCGCGUUGUGGUCACGUCCAGCGUGUGCGCGAUCCACGACCAGAACCAGAAGCACAUCGAGGCGGAGCGCCUGGCAUGGCGGCUGGCGCGGGAGCACGGGCUGGAUGUGAUAACCAUCCUGCCAAACUUCGUGCUGGGCCCUGUGGCGGGCCCGGGGGCCACCGGCGUCAGCACCGGCUUCAUGAAGGAAUUUCUGGAGGCACCGGGGGGCAAGGUGCCCGAGGGGACGUGGACGGUGUGCGACGUGCGGGAUGUGGCGGCCGCGCACAUUGCUGCGGCCGAGGGGCCCGAGGCGUCUGGGCGCUACAUCGUCAGCCAGCCCGGGUCAUUCGACGCGCGGUUUGUGACGGACACUCUGAAGGAGGCGCUGCCGGGCGCUGCGGAGGGGCUGCCUGACGGGGUGCGCGCGGACACCAAGGAGACGAUCGACGCAUCCAAGGUGACCCACCAGCUGGGCGUCGAGCUGCACCCUGUGCGGGCCACGCUGGUCGACAUGGCGCGGUCGCUGCUGCAGCACGGGGUGGCGGCGCCAGAGUGGCACAAGGCGGGCGCCGCGGUGCACGCGGCGUAG
Messenger RNA from Monoraphidium neglectum, 936 nucleotides. RefSeq lists its product as hypothetical. The transcript has 7 exons. The coding region runs from base 1 to 936 and encodes 311 amino acids. NCBI's taxonomy places the organism in Eukaryota, Viridiplantae, Chlorophyta, Chlorophyceae, Sphaeropleales, Selenastraceae. Gene Ontology annotation, molecular function: oxidoreductase activity, acting on the CH-OH group of donors, NAD or NADP as acceptor. The record is from RefSeq and is a predicted model, not a curated record.